This is a messenger RNA of Fraxinus pennsylvanica, 738 nucleotides long. The record is from the annotation of a GenBank genome assembly. Lineage: Eukaryota; Viridiplantae; Streptophyta; Magnoliopsida; Lamiales; Oleaceae.
AUGGGUUGUUGCAGCAGCAAGUGCGCCGAUUCUAAAGCGAGUCGGGUGACUCGGUGGCGGUCCACUGGCAUUGUCGCUUUGCGCGAUUGCAAAUUGAAGACAUUUCCGGAUGAAGUUAUUGACCUAGAAAGAUCUGUUCGUACCCUUGAUUUAACGCACAACAAAUUAGUUGAUAUUCCCACGGAGAUAAACAAAUUGAUUAACUUGCAACGGCUGAUUUUAGCUGAUAAUGUCAUUGAGCGUCUUCCAAUGAACCUGGGGAAGCUUCAAUCGUUAAAAGUUAUGACACUUGAUGGAAAUCGAGUUACCACAUUGCCUGAUGAAUUGGGUCAAUUGGUGAAACUAGAGCGGCUAUCUAUAUCUGGAAACCUUCUACUGAAUUUGCCUGAAACACUAGGGAGCUUGCGCAAUCACUCACUUACCAGAUACCAAGACACCAGAGUUGGGGAUGAAGAAAAUUCCAUUGAAGAGCUUCCUGCUUCAGUUUGCAAUCUCAUUCAUUUAAAGUCACUGUCCUUGAACAAUAAUAAUAUGAAGCAGAUACCUCCAAAUUUGUUGAAAGAAUGCAAAAGUCUUCAGAAUAUAUCACUCCACGGCAAUCCCAUUGUUAUGGAUCAAUUUCAACAGAUGGAGGGAUUUCAGGAUUUUGAAGCUCGGAGGAAAAAGAAGUUCGACAAACAGAUAGAUUCUAAUGUGAUGUUAAGUUCUAAAGGUCUUGAUGAGGGUGUUGAUCUAUGA